AGUUGUGUCACAGCCGUCUGUCUAGCCGAAACUUAAAUGAAACUUUUACAGAUCUCCCUUUUGCUGAGCUUGCUGUCUCUGGCAUUUGUGCCACAAUCCAGUGCUUAUAAUUGGGACAAGUUCUUGAACUGUUCUAGACAGGGCGCCAAGGCUGCUGCCAGUCUUCUCCGGGAAGCUAUCCCAGCACUUCGGACUCUAUUGAUUUGCGUCGAUUAUACACCACCCUCGAACUACAGAGGAUCCUUCUUGAGUCGCAUGAAAGUCACCUAUGAAAUACUGCGACUAUCCGCCUUCGAGAAGUCCAACUGCCUAAUUGAUCCAUUGAUGGGCGCUGCCAAUAUCUUGAAGCCAUAUGUCCAGCAGGUCGAUAGCCUCAAAUGCCUAGAUGAAUAAAUGAUAAAUGUAAAUCUUAAAAUAAAGCUUAAAGCAUUCA
Messenger RNA from Drosophila bipectinata, 433 nucleotides. Its product is annotated as Accessory gland protein 53Ea. The record is from RefSeq and is a predicted model, not a curated record. NCBI's taxonomy places the organism in Eukaryota, Metazoa, Arthropoda, Insecta, Diptera, Drosophilidae.